Molecule: messenger RNA, 3075 nt
Organism: Parnassius mnemosyne (clouded apollo)
Lineage: Eukaryota; Metazoa; Arthropoda; Insecta; Lepidoptera; Papilionidae
Source: the annotation of a GenBank genome assembly
GACGGACGGUAGAAUAGCAUAACACGAUUGAUUAACUUACUCUUACCGUCGACAUCUUCGGAUUAGUUGCGUUAACUGUGUGACCUGUUUUAGUGCUUAACUGUUUAUUAAUUUGGAAAACCCAAGAUUUUGUGGAACUGAUUUAGGUUUUAUUUUAUAAGGAAUCGUUUUAUUUCAUCGAAAUGAAGACAAAAACAAACCCAUUAUUAAUCUUACUGCAAAUAAAUGUUUACCUCAUAAACACGGGAGUGUGGUCGCAACGGGACCUCGGGAGAUUCCAAGAAGUCUUCGCUUGGAAGCAAAUAACUUUUGACAUAGACGGCUAUUUGGUGUUACAAGACCGCUUCGGUGAUGACAUUCCAAUUGAGAGAACGAAAAGGCAAUCAUCGGACACUGUUUUCUUCGGCUCAGAUGAAGACGAUGUUAAGAAUUGGGAUCUGAAUUCUUCGCCUGGGUUUAACUUCAGCGAAGCUACAACCACAGUGAGGCCCGCUGAUGAAGCUGGAAGGUUCUUCAUACAAUACAACAAUGUACCUAUGGGCAUGGAAAAAGUCGGUGACAUAUUGUUUGUCUCCAUUCCGAGGAGACGUUAUGGUAUACCUGCGACGCUCAACUACAUUGACCUGAAAAGGGAUUCACACACUCGCUCCCCAUCUCUUCGACCGUACCCUAAUCUGAGGCAGGCUAGGAGCCUCACAUCCGUUUAUAGGACUCGAGCUGAUGAAUGCGGGAGACUUUGGAUGGUGGACACUGGCUUACUUGAAAUUCCUGGGGCUCCUCGCCAAGUUCAAGCACCGGGCAUUGUGAUCUACGAUCUUGCUACAAACCAACAAAUCAUGAGGUAUACGUUCAAGAGCUCCGACAUUAUAGCUGCCAACACCCCUACUGGUCUAGCCUCAAUAACGAUAGACAUCGUUGGCGACUGUAGAAAUGCAUACGCUUACGUCCCAGACCUCACAACCUUCGGCCUCAUCGUGUAUUCCUUGCGAGAGAAUGACAGCUGGCGUCUCUCUCACAACUACUUCCAUCUCUCUCCUACCGCCGGAAACUUGAGGGUAGCUGGUAAGUCAUUCAUUCGAGUUAGAUGAGUUGGGAACUAAUUUUAUUAGUAUUUAUUUUUAUUUAAAUCAUUUUUAUCCAUUAUAAGCCAAUGGUUGAUCCCACCUGAUGGUAAGUGUUGCUAUAGACAAAGAAUAUGUAUAUUCACUUUACGUAGUGGAGUAUCGCUGCAGUACGAAUAUGUCGGCUCGACUGGGGAAGGAACUCGCUCUUACAGAAUACCAGCGUAAAAUAGCAGCUUAUUUCGUAGGGCAUUAUGGAUAAAUCUAACAUCAUGUGGACUAUGUGCUCUUUUAUCACUUCAAUAAAAAAUUUUUUUGUCAUAUAGAUACAUAAUAUAAUAGAUCUGUAGAAAAGUCGUAUAUAUAUAAUUUUAAUAAUUCCUGGAAAAAACAAUUCCAUAGGACUAAAUAAAAAUGGUAUAUAUAGUCUUUGUACGUCUGCACGUCUGUGCAUUCACGAUUCACGCAAAAACUAUCAGACCAGACUAAUUUCCAUGAAAUUUUGUAUGUUGGUAUUUAGCUACCCGGGGCAACUUAUAGGCUACUUUUUAUCCGAUUACGAAACUUUAAGGAUCCGAAGGAGGGUUAAGUAUUUUUCUUUCCUUCCUUUCGAUAUUAAAUUUAUAUUAUAAAUGAUGAUUCUGUUAGUUAAAAGCGGUAUUACGUAGUGUUUUUAUUUUCAGAUAAAUAUCGUAUUUAAUAAUAAAGUUUAAAAUAAGUUUUAACUGUUGUUUGUAAUAAUUUGAUACUACGCCGAUGAUGUACGUUUUACAAUUUCAAAACAGCGCCAUCUAUAUAAAAUGCAAAAAUGUUAUAUUUUGCCAUCAGUUACUACAAGUCUAUGCUUACUAAUAAAUUAAAUAUAAAUAAACAUUCAUUUAUAUGUUAAAAUUAUAAUAUUUUUAUAAUAUAAUUUAAAAAUUCUAACGUCUAUUUUUUUAGUUUUGUCGUUAUUUCAUUUUAAUAGUGUAAUAAUUUAAAUAGAUUAUAGUGACAUCUAUCAAAGAUAUAAAAAUACAAAAAGGUUUUUGGUUGAAGUACUAAUCUAUAAAUAAAUUUAUUGAAACUGGUCUGGAUGCGAUUAUCGCUUACCUCUCAUUAUUCUUAAGGUGGCGACUAACUUGAGCAUUUGCUCGAUUUGAAUAUGCGCAUUGAGAAUGUGUGUUUUGAGCAAAUGCUCAUGACACCUGAAUCUUCGCGACGAAAUCACUGACUGUGCUCCAGUAGUUGUAGUCAAAAUGGCGGACGUGGAGGUAGUGUGCGCUGCGUUUCUUGUAAUCCGUUAUUGCUACCUACUUAAAGAAAAAAAGAAAGUGUAUUUGGACAACAAACUAGAACUCGGGUUGCUCGUGUACUGUGAAAUUUAUAACGAGCACUUUGCCCCUGAGCUACUACGUCCCUGUUAUAAUAACAAUAUUUGACGAGUUAAAUGCCGCUUUAAUGUCUUUGCAGGACAAUAUUUCCAAUGGGGCGACGGAAUAUUCAGUAUAACCCUGACCGAGCCAGGACUUGAUGGCUGCAGAGCUGCUUACUUCCAUCCUCUGAUCAGCUUUGAAGAGUUCUCCGUCUCCACCUGCGUGCUGCGGAAUAAAACCGCCAGCCAGGAUAGCAGAUUCUUUUCUAUGUUCUCGAAAGUGGGUGACCGUGGGGAGGGCAGUCAGUGCACCAUGCAUGAUUACCACAUGGGCUCACGAGUGGUGUUCUUCGCGGAGAUCGGCAGGGACGCUGUGUCAUGCUGGCACACUGCGAGAGCGCUCACGCCAAGCAACAUCGCCAUACUGGCUCAGGAUAGACAGAGGAUGAGCUAUCCUUCAGAUCUUCACGUAACUGGUGACGAAGUUUGGGUAAUGGCGAACACCCUGCCAAGGUUCGGAUACGCGAGGCUCGAUACAAACGAGUACAACUUCUAUAUAUACAGGGGGAACGUAAAGGACGUGAUCGCCGACACAGUUUGCGAUAGUGACUUCCAACGUUUCCCGCGCUAAUUAACGAUAUUAAACUAUUUAUUAAUGAG